This is a messenger RNA of Funneliformis geosporum, 237 nucleotides long. NCBI's taxonomy places the organism in Eukaryota, Fungi, Glomeromycota, Glomeromycetes, Glomerales, Glomeraceae. The record is from the annotation of a GenBank genome assembly.
AUAAAAAGGGUGGGCAGAAUUAUCGUCAGAUUGAUGAAAAGCUCUUGGGAAAGAAUUGGCAAUUUGAGAAUGAGGCACCGAUCAUUUUAGAAUAUAAUAUCAAAGAAUGCAUGUUUUUUGAAAAAUUCAUUGUUCCAGUUAGAGUUUUAUAUUCUGUAUAUAUUGCGCUAUAUCCUGAAUUUCUUUCUAAAGAACAAUGCAUGAAUACAGGAGAUAAAAAUAUUCGAUUAUUCAAGG